AUGCCUUACUGGUAUUACGAUAAAAAGGAUUUGCAGAACACGCCGUCCUUCCGCGAUGGGAUCAGCAACGAGACUGAGAAUCGGUACAGGAAAGAAGGCGCCCGGUUCAUCAUCGACACAGGGUCAAAGAUGGACUUAGGUUAUAAUACAGUUGCGACUGGAGUUGUUUAUUUUCAUCGGUUCUACAUGUUCCAUUCGUUUCGGACAUUCCCGCGGUACAUAACGGCGUGUUGCUGUUUGUUUCUGGCGGGAAAAGUGGAGGAGACGCCAAAGAAAUGCAAGGACAUAAUUAAAGUAGCGAAGUCGUUGCUGACGGAGCAGAAAUUUGCAACUUUUGGGGAAGAUCCCAAGGAAGAGGUGAUGACGUUGGAGAGGAUCCUGCUGCAAACUAUCAAGUUCGACCUGCAGGUGGAGCACCCAUACGGAUAUCUGCUGAAAUAUGCCAAGUGCCUGAAAGGAGAUAAAGGGAAACUGCAAAAGAUGGUUCAGAUGGCGUGGACCUUUGUUAACGACAGUUUAUGCACAACAUUAUGUCUUCAAUGGGAACCAGAGGUGAUAGCUGUAGCACUCAUGUUCCUUGCCGGGAAACUCAGCAAAUUUGAAGUGAUGGAUUGGAAUGGGCGGACACCCAGGCACACUGCCUGGUGGGAUAUGUUUGUUGAAGACAUCACUAUGGACUUGCUUGAGGAUAUUUGUCACCAGGUGCUGGACUUGUAUUCGCCGCAGACGCAACCGUCAGGUGGAGAGUCACCCCCUCUGCCUCCACCAAACAAGCAGCCAAAAAACGACAAGAAGCCGCCCUCCGUUACACCGCCCACUUCCGCAUCGCCUGUCGCGCCUACCGCUCCUAAACCAGUCACCAUCACGACCCCUGUCAAAAAUGGCGCCGAUGUCAAACUGGAACCACCUAAAAUAGAGCCUCCGAUAAGGUUUAAUUAUCAGUAUACGAUGCCGCCGUAUCCUCCAGUGUACGCGCCUCCUCCAACAAUUCCGCCUCCGCCGAGGCUACCUAUGUCGGGUCCACCUCCGAUGUAUCCGGAGCCGCCGCCACCCGCGUCGCGGUACCCCCCUGUUAAUGUUCCUCCCCCGAACUACUUCCCCCCUCUUCCUGGUCGCGGUCCCCCGCCACCCGGCCCACCUCCCCCGCGACCGUACUAUCCCCCGCCCUAGCGGAGGGCGGUUCUUUAAGUUUUAGGUUAUUAAUGUUUAAUUUUUUACUGAAAUACAAUUUAAUAGACUGAAUUCUUGGUUUUCACUUUAUUUACUUAUUGUAAUGACAAAAUUGCAAAGGGGUGUUUUUGCAGAACGCAAUAAAAUAUUGUAUUAUAUUUGUAUCAUUUUUAUUGUCAGUUGGUAUAUCACAAGUUUAGAAAAUAUUGCUGAUGAAUUUAUUGAUUGACACUUUUAUGUAUCCUAAGCAUUGACUUACAAUUAUAAGGACGUCGGGUCCGCGCUAAAAAGUGUCCGCACUUGUAAGGCGCUAAAAUCGUAUGCAGAGCGCGACAGUCCGCUUUAGUCUUCAUUUGUUCUACGGACAGCGCGAUACUGCGAUGACAUUACAAUUUAAAUUUCGAAUAGGUUGACUUGGGACAUUUUUUUCGUGGUUUUUGUAUUAGACCCGUCGUCCAUUUAUUUGUAAGUCAAUGAUCCUAAGUAAUAUUCUACAUAAC
Messenger RNA from Hyposmocoma kahamanoa, 1670 nucleotides. Its product is annotated as cyclin-K. The transcript is spliced from 3 exons. Gene Ontology annotation, molecular function: cyclin-dependent protein serine/threonine kinase activator activity. The coding region runs from base 1 to 1170 and encodes 389 amino acids. The record is from RefSeq and is a predicted model, not a curated record. Gene Ontology annotation, biological process: regulation of transcription by RNA polymerase II; positive regulation of DNA-templated transcription, elongation. Gene Ontology annotation, cellular component: cyclin/CDK positive transcription elongation factor complex; nucleus. Lineage: Eukaryota; Metazoa; Arthropoda; Insecta; Lepidoptera; Cosmopterigidae.